GAGCGGUGUGACGUUCGAUGGGCUGCAAAUGUCGGUGGUAAACCUGGGCGGCGACCCGUACCUGUCAUUCCUAAUUGCCUCUUUGGCCGAGUUCCCAGUGGCCGUCCUCUGCUACGUGGGCAUCCGAUGGUGUCGUCGCCGAAGGUUCAUGCUCGUCUUGUUCGGCAUCAUCGGCACAUGCGCGUGCGGUGUGUCCGUCAUGCCACCAGCGUGGGUCGCUCUUCGCCAGACGCUUGCCAUCGCGGGGAAAAUGCUGGCUUCCGGUUGCCUCGUGCUGGUGUGGAUCUACGCGGCCGAGGUGUUUCCGACGAUGUAUAGAACUGCUGGACUCGGCGCUUGUUUCGUCGGAACCCGCAUCGGCUGUUCCACGUCGCCCUUUUUGCUACAACUGGGAACCAUUUACACGGACUUUGUACCCUUGAUGAUACUGGCUGUCAUCGGUGCCCUGGCAUCCCUGCUUCUGCUUCUACUGCCUGAGACAUUCAGGACGGCCCUUCCAGACACUAUACACGAUUCUAAGCAGCUGAAAUCAAAGGAACGUGCCUAGAAGAGGAAGGGGAAGAGAUCAUGUAUAUUACCACUGCUUUUCCGCAGACACCAGCACUCCCUCGAAGCUUCAGCUGGACUAGUUGAUGGAGUUCAUUUGCUUCUUGUUUCAAUGUCUACACAAGGCAUAAGGCGACCCUUAAAAAUUAUUUCCUUUGAAAGAAUUGAAUUUUUGUUUGCGUCACGCUAAGAAAGCACAAAGAUCCAGAAACGUGGUACGUGAAAGGUGCGUUGCUGCCUGCUUCUGUUCAAACGUUGGGACAAUUCUUGUGUCCACCCUGAAACCU
Messenger RNA from Rhipicephalus microplus (southern cattle tick), 833 nucleotides. Its product is annotated as organic cation transporter protein. The record is from RefSeq and is a predicted model, not a curated record. Gene Ontology annotation, cellular component: membrane. Gene Ontology annotation, biological process: transmembrane transport. Gene Ontology annotation, molecular function: transmembrane transporter activity. Lineage: Eukaryota; Metazoa; Arthropoda; Arachnida; Ixodida; Ixodidae.